This is a messenger RNA of Acipenser ruthenus (sterlet), 4569 nucleotides long. RefSeq names its product disabled homolog 2-like. NCBI's taxonomy places the organism in Eukaryota, Metazoa, Chordata, Actinopteri, Acipenseriformes, Acipenseridae. The transcript is spliced from 12 exons. The record is from RefSeq and is a predicted model, not a curated record. The coding region runs from base 313 to 1653 and encodes 446 amino acids.
AUGACUUACUGUUCCGUUUUCUCAUCAUGCCAAAUUCACACGCUUAUCUUUUAAUGACGGAAGAUGUGCUUAUCACAAACAACGGGACAAUUCCUCCAAAACCUGCAACGUUUCAAAACACACAACCUGAGGUGUUAAUUAGUUACCAGCCAGCCGUGGCCAGACGCAGCAACCUUUACACCGCGGCAGCACUUCGGCCUCUCCGGUCUCGUGGUUCACUCGCUCGGCAGUCUGGGGACAGAGAAGUCGCGACUAGGUACACAGGUUAACCAAUGAAUGCACAUGUGAACUUUCCUCAGAUCCAGAAACACAAUGUCAGCAGAGCCGCAGCAGAGUCCUGUGCUGGACGGGCUGUGUCAGACCCAACUCCCAGUGAAGACAAGGAGACCAAGCAAGAAGGGGUUUGUGAAGACAGCUGAGUACCUGACAGCCAGGUUCCAAGGCGAGGGGGUUCGUUACAAGGCUAAACUAAUCGGCAUUGAUACAGUGCCUGAAGCACAGGGAGACAAAAUGUGUCUGGACUCCAUGAUGAAGCUCAAGGGGCGAGAGGUGGCAGCUCGUAACUCUGGACAGCACAAGCAGAGGAUCUGGUUAAAGGUGUCUGCGGCAGAAAUUCAAAUCAUUGAUGAGAAGUCAGGGCAUGCAGCACACACGCACCCAAACAAGCACAUCUCUUUCAUUAAGAAGGAUGAGACUGACCCAAGAGCCUUCGCCUAUGUGUUUGCACAGGACGGAACCUACACGCUGCUCUCUAUCAAAACAGCAAACUCGGCCGACCCUGUUGUAGAGGACCUUCGAGAUGUGUGUCAGAUUGCUGCCAAGUUAAAUGAGAAUGCUGAUUGCCUACUCCUGGAUGAAGAGGUGACACAAGUCCAAACGGGGAUUGAUGAGAUAGACCUGUUCAACCCAUUGCCUUCAUCUGCAGAUUCAGACACUAACAAGGCAUCGCCAAGCAGUGAGCUUUCAUCUCUCUUCCCCCCUUCCUCUCCCUUCACCCUGCCGCAAGCUCAGCCUCUACCCGGGAGCCCAGUCAGCCCCCUGGAGCUCUACCACACAGGGACACACCAGCCAGUGUGGGCUGCACAGAUGGCCUCCUCAUUCAACCACUUGAGCCAAGUUCAAACUGCGCCCUUUGGGCAACCCACAGCAACCGCCUGGAUCCAACAGGCACCAUUUGGGACACCCAAUCCCAGUCAGCUAGGCCCCUGGGGAGCCCAAGCCUCGCCUACCCAGCCUGCCCCAUGGGGAGGCCCAGGCCCAACCUCACCUACCCAGCCAGACCCCUGGGGAGCCACAGCCUCACCUACACAGCCAGACCCCUGGGGAGCCACAGCCUUGCCUACACAGCUAACCCCACGGGAAGCAAGUGGUCCAUUGAGCCAGCCUGGAGCUGUCCCCGGGGUCUGGGCCCAGUCAGCGCCCACUCAACCUGGACAGCGGGUACCUGGGGUAUGGGGGCAGCCGGGCUCCAUCACCCCCUUCCCAGCCUCUGCCCCUCCCCCUGUUCCAGAGCAGGGCUUCUCCCCUCUCAGUUCAUCCACGGAAACCACCAAGUCGGUCCUGUGGCAGACCUCUGCUAGCUCCAGUUUGUUGGAGAAGGACCCCUAUGCAGCCCUGCGCAUACUCAGUACAGAAUCAAGCUCAGACAUAUGAUGAUUUCCAGCACUCCUAGGACAUCGUCCACACUUACGUUUUCAACAAGCAAGAAAAGAAAAUACUUUUCGUGAUGUCAGCUCCACACCUGUAGAACUGCCUGAUCAAGUAAUCAUUUAUAGAAAACAAUUUGUAGCUCACAGAAUAAUCCCAUAUUAUUAGUGGACUUCCAUUCAUUAUGGGGUUUCAAAUGUGCACCUUUAAAAGAAACGCAGGGCUCCCGAGUGGCGCAUCCAGUAAAGGCGCUCCACGUGGAGUGCAGGAUGCCUCUAUAGUCUGGACGUCGCGAGUUCGAGUCCAGGCUGUUCCUUUGCCGACCGUGGACGGGAGCUUCCAGGGGGCGGCACUCAAUUGGCCGAGCACCGCCCGGGGGGAGGGAGGGCUAGGUUGGCCAGGGUGUCCUCGGCUCACCGCGCACCAGCGACCCCUGUAGUCUGGCCGGGCGCCUGUGGGCUUGCCUGUAAGAUGCCCGAGAGCUGCGUUGUUCUCCGACGCUGUAGCUCUUGGGUGGCUGCAUGCUGAGUCCGCAGUGUGAAAAAAAGCGGUCAGCUGACGGCACACGCUUUGGAGGACAGCGUGUGUUCGUCUUCGACCUCUCGAGUCAGCGUAGGGGUGAUAGCGGUGAGCUGAGCCUAAAAAUAAUUGGCCAUUUCCAAAUUGGGGAGAAAAUAAUAAAAAUAAUUGGCAACGACAAAAUUAAAAAAAAAAAAGAAAAGAAACACAGAACAGAGUAAACAUUUUCAUUUAAAAAAAAUGGGCAGAGGAAACAGAACACACCAGUGCUGCCUCAUUGUAAAAAGAUGUGAGGACGAAAGACAUGAGGUUAAAACAGCAGCACAGCUCCAGAAGCUGCUGGCACUGGAGGUGGCCAAUCAGCUAGCGGGCUAACACAGGGGUCAAGAGCCAGGGCUUCAAGCCAUAGCCAGAAUUAGAGAAAUAUUUAGAUAUUAAACACAACUUUCUAAAAGAAAGUUGAGUAGAAUUCAGUUUACCCAAAAGCCAUCAGCCUGUAAUCUGCUGGUACACCCCUGACUGCUGACACGAUCCGCAAAGCUAGCACACAUCCGUUAUUAUGAUAUUGUUGGCAUUGUGGGUGACUUGCGCAUUGAUUGAAUGGAAGUGCUUUCAGUGCGAGACUCAUUUGCAUGUUAUCUCACGCUCAUAAACAGCCUUGCUUAUCUCGCACAUUAAAAAAAUCUGAAAAAACAGGAUAUAGAAGUAAAUGUGUCAUACAUACCAUGCUGUAUAACACGAAGAUAACAGUGAUGCAAGAGUUUCAAAAAGGGAAGUACUUGCAUAGUGCUGUUUUGUACUUGAUCCAGUUUUGUGAGCAAGAGAAUUUAAAUGGCUUCUUUCUGUCAUAAACCACCCAGCUGAUUCCCCUGUUGACUGGCAUGCUCUCAGCCAGUAACAUAACGCAGAAGACACUACUGAGAUUAAAUGACCCAGGAUGUUCAACAGAUUUCCUGAGAAUAAGGCAUAGGAACUGAGAACUUUCUUUAACCUGAAAAAAUAGCAAGUAAAUCUGUGUUUGCUUAAUGUGUUUCUUUCGAAAUGUCACAUUUGAGCCCCCUGUUCUAGGUGAGAUGAUGGAAUUGUUUUGUUAGCUGAAAUUACUUCACACAGUGAGCAGCUUUACCCAGUGAGCAGCUUUACCCAGUGAGCAGCUUUACCCAGGUGAGCAGCUUCACCCAGGUGAGCAGCUUUACCCAGGUGAGCAGCUUCACCCAGGUGAGCAGCUUUACCCAGGUGAGCAGCUUUACCCAGGUGAGCAGCUUUACCCAGGGAGCAGCUUUACCCAGGUGAGCAGCUUUACCCAGUGAGCAGCUUUACACAGGUGAGCAGCUUUACCCAGGUGAGCAGCUUCACCCAGGUGAGCAGCUUCACCCAGGUGAGCAGCUUUACCCAGUGAGCAGCUUUACCCAGGUGAGCAGCGUUACCCAGGUGAGCAGCUUCACCCAGGUGAGCAGCUUUACCCAGGUGAGCAGCUUUACCCAGUGAGCAGCUUUACCCAGGUGAGCAGCGUUACCCAGGUGAGCAGCGUUACCCAGGUGAGCAGCUUUACCCAGGUGAGCAGCUUUACCCAGGUAAGCAGCUUUACCCAGUGAGCAGCUUUACCCAGUGAGCAGCUUUACACAGGUGAGCAGCUUUACCCAGGUGAGCAGCUUUACACAAUGGGAAUUUGGCCUUUUUGAAAUAAUUGGUAUUAUUAUUUUUAUCUUAGUAAAUGUCUCUCUUUGUAUUUGAACUGCACUAUUGAGAUGUACCUGUGCUGACCCUGUGGGCACAAAGUGAAUAAAUUAAACUAAACUAAACUAAAUGAAAGAACGAAACAGAAACAAUAAUAAUUAUAAAAAAAGUUCCUUUUAAAUUCGUGAGGCACAUAUUCACAGGGAUGUAAUUAUUUACAUACCACGGUUUUCUCGUCCAGUUCCUCAAAAUACUUCAUGCCUUUGUUUAGAAAUGCCAUUUUCUUAAAAAUAUAUAACAAACUUCAGAAAACAACGCUUGUCAUUAACAUUACUUCACCGUGGAGUUGAUACCAUACCAUACCACACCCACUACAGCAUGAAAAACAGAGUGCACCAAUGAAGUGCCAGAUCGUCCAAGAAUAAAACCCGCCCCAGUGUCAAUCUUUCUGUUGCACCAAUUAGAAAAGCUACUUGGAAGCAAUUAGCAAACCCCUUCCUUUUUAUAAUAUCUGCCCUUACUGUUGCACCACAGAAGUUGGAAAGGCGACGGACUGACUGUAUAUGGAAAUAAAUUACUAAAACGAAUACAGCUUGCAUUAAUAUUGAAUGAAAUAAUAAUUGUUAACAAUAAUGAUAAUGGAAUGUGCUUUGUUAACAGAGGAAAUGAAAUCUUGUGUGAUCUUGUUUUUCCUGACAUGAUGCUCAAUAAAUGAAACUGAGAACA